AACAUAACUGGCCAUCGAGGGUGUUACGUUAAGGCUCUGCACAGAAUAACAAUAUCGGACCAACCACUGUGGUAACUGCGACAUUAUAAAUACAAGUGGCCGUGUGGAAGGCGGCAGACUUGUGUUGUGAUCGUACGCCAUUGCCGGCGCGAAACGCGGGAAAAUUUGACAAGCAGCCAUGUUUCUUUUGAAGACCCUCAUCCUCUGUGCGGCGUGGUUGACCAUCCACUGCCAGAGUCACAACGGCCCCACCACCACGCCAGUCCCUAUCCUGAAGCAAAUCAACCGGCAGAAUGACGACGGGUCCUACAGCUACGGGUAUGAGGCUGCUGACGGCUCCUUCAAGAUCGAGACGAAGUACCCGAAUGGUGACGUAGCUGGGAAGUAUGGAUAUGUUGAUGAAAAUGGCAAGACCAGGGAGAUAUCGUACGGAGCCAGCAGCCAAAGAGGUUUUGAGCCACAAGGAGCCGGCAUCAUGGUCCCCCCUCCGACCCUUAACCACAGCCCCUCUAACGCUUUGACUGAUGGCCAAGAGGACGAUGGCCAGUACCGCGAGGAUCCCAGCAUCUACGAGGACCCGAAGUACAACAGCCGCGCGCAGCCACGCCCAGCACCCCUCAGGCAGUACCACCAGUCUGAGCCAGCCCAAGCGCCAGUCCGCUACACGCAGCCUGCCCCCACCGCUGCACCAGCACCCCAAUACACUCAGUACAGACAGCAACAGCCCGUCUACACUCAACAGACCAACCUCUUCAACCAAGCUCCUCAGCAGUUCCCGUCUCAAAACCAAGAAGUUCGUCCUCAGAGUCAGGUGUACCACCAGCAGCCUCAGUUCUCGUACCAAGCGUUUACUCCUCAGCCGUACCAGAACUUCCAGAGCCAGAACUUCCCCGCCCAAACUUUCCAACCUCAGUACCAGCCCCAGCAGAACUACCAGGCUCAGAACCAGAACUACAACCCGUUCUUCGGGCACCCCGCCCAGAACUUCGACCCCAGCUCCGGAUCUUACUCCAUUAACUUCACUGGUUAAGAAUUGAUGUUGUUAUUUAGUUUAAGAGUUAGCUAGUUCAGGGUGCAGAGAUAGACAAACUGGGUACUGAAAAUUCUUGGAUCUGAUCCAUAUACCAUAUUCGCCUGGUGUGAACAUGGUAUAUUGCUACUCCAGUUUAGACCCAUGAGAGAAGCCUCGUGGGUGUGUAUUCGAAUCUCUCUUGCAUCUCUCUCAGAUCUGAACAUUUCCAAAUGAUCUUGUCCUUUUCCGACACUUGUGCUGUAUGUACAUAUAUUCGUGCUGUGGUUUGUGUAUCUCAACACUACUUGCUAAUAUAAUUUUGUACAAAACAUUCAAUAUUUAAGGGUAUAUCCAAAGUGACGAACAAACCUUUUUUACCAUUUUUGUAUAUUAUUAGUACUAGUCAAUUACAUCGAUGUUCAAAUAAAUUUUGAAGGAAGGCUUUAAUGGU
Messenger RNA from Trichoplusia ni (cabbage looper), 1463 nucleotides. RefSeq names its product vacuolar protein sorting-associated protein 27-like (gene CPR55). The record is from RefSeq and is a predicted model, not a curated record. Gene Ontology annotation, molecular function: structural constituent of chitin-based larval cuticle. The coding region runs from base 179 to 1030 and encodes 283 amino acids. The transcript has 3 exons. Gene Ontology annotation, cellular component: chitin-based extracellular matrix. Lineage: Eukaryota; Metazoa; Arthropoda; Insecta; Lepidoptera; Noctuidae.